Molecule: messenger RNA, 1577 nt
Organism: Prosopis cineraria
Lineage: Eukaryota; Viridiplantae; Streptophyta; Magnoliopsida; Fabales; Fabaceae
Product: protein DOWNY MILDEW RESISTANCE 6-like
Exons: 3
Coding region: 92-1141 (349 amino acids)
Molecular function (GO): dioxygenase activity
Source: RefSeq, a predicted model, not a curated record
GCCUUCUGCGGUUUGGUUCUCAAAACUAAGCGCAUUAUUAGCCAUCUCCUUCUCAACUCUUAUAUUCUCUGCUGUUUCAGGAUAAUCUUCCAUGGGAGAGGUAGACGCAGCCUUCAUCCAAGAACCUCACCACAGGCCCAACCCCUCACUCAUACAAGAGGCCCAAGGCAUCCCUCUCCUCAACCUCUCUUCCCCUGACGUCGACGCCCUCGUCUACGACAUCGGCCGUGCCUGCAAGCACUGGGGCUUCUUCCAGAUCAUCAACCACGGCGUUCCGGAGGCGCGCCUACAGAAGCUGGAGGAGACGGCUCGCAAGUUCUUCCAUCUCAGCCUCGACGAGAAGAGGAAGGUCAGGAGAGACGUCGGAAAUGUGUUGGGAUAUUACGACACAGAGCACACCAAGAACGUCAGGGAUUGGAAAGAGGUGUUUGAUUACGCUGUCAAAGAACCCACUCUCGUCGCCGCCUCCGUCGAAGAAGGCAACAACGGAGUGGCUCUCUGGGAGAGUCAAUGGCCUCAAAACCCUCCUGAAAUGAGGGAGGUGUGCCAGGAAUAUGCGAAGGACAUGGUGGAACUGGCCAUGAGAUUGCUGGAGCUAAUCGCCAUAAGCUUGGGGCUACCGCCGAGAAGGUUUAAAGAAUUCCUCAAGGACCAGACCAGCAACGUCAGACUAAAUUGCUACCCACCUUGCCCGGCGCCUGAGCUUGCCCUCGGCGUGGGUCAUCACAAAGAUCCUGGAGUGCUGACCAUCCUCGCUCAGGACGACGUAGGUGGGCUCGAGGUGAAGCGAAAAUCCGAUGGUCAAUGGGUCGGAGUCAAGCCCAUACCCAAUGCUUACAUCAUCAAUGUUGGUGAUGUUAUCCAGGUAUGGACGAAUGGAGAAUAUGAGAGUGUGGAGCACAGAGUGAUGGUGAACUCGGAGAAGGAAAGGUUUUCGAUACCAUUCUUUCUGAAUCCUUCGCACUACACAGUGGUGGAGCCUCUGGAGGAGAUUACCGACGAGCAAAACCCGCCCAGGUACAGGCCUUACAAUUGGGGCAAGUUUCAACUCACCAGGAAGCGUAGUAACUUCAUGAAGCAACGGUGUGAAAAUAUCCAGAUCCACCAUUUGGAGAAUAUUCAGUCCAAAAAUUAUAUGUAGUAAAUGAUAAAUUAUAUUAUAUAUUGUAUAUUAAUAGUUCUAAAACUAUAGUUAAGGUGUUUAAAAUUAAAAUGUGAGUUUUUUUUAUAAGUAUAAUUUUAAAUAAGUUUUUAAAUAGACUUUCAAAUCAGAUCAAGUUUUAAAUAAAUUCAAGUUUGAAUUAUAAAAAAAUCUUUAUAGGCUUCAAGUUAAAUUCAAAUUUCUUUAUUUAUCACACAGGAUCAAACCUCUUCGACCAAAGCAUGGCUUGAUUUAACCCAUUUUCACCCUUAUUGCUAGCCAGUCAUUCAAAAAUGGCUCCUUGUUUGCUUGUAUUGGAUUGAAUUAAAUUUAAUAGCUGUUUUCUUGUUAUUUACUCCUACAAUCCUAUUUAGUAUUUAUAUAACAAAGAGGGUGUUUAUUUUAGUCAUAUUUAUAUGAAUAAUUGUUAUAUCCA